Messenger RNA from Contarinia nasturtii (swede midge), 7425 nucleotides. It is a transcript of the gene sr, whose product is annotated as probable serine/threonine-protein kinase yakA. The record is from RefSeq and is a predicted model, not a curated record. The coding region runs from base 664 to 3237 and encodes 857 amino acids. Gene Ontology annotation, biological process: regulation of transcription by RNA polymerase II. Gene Ontology annotation, molecular function: DNA-binding transcription factor activity, RNA polymerase II-specific; RNA polymerase II cis-regulatory region sequence-specific DNA binding. NCBI's taxonomy places the organism in Eukaryota, Metazoa, Arthropoda, Insecta, Diptera, Cecidomyiidae. The transcript is spliced from 7 exons.
CGAAUCGAAACAUUGCUCUUGUUUUUUCGUUUUGAAAAUAUUUCAUCUAUUUCGCGAAAAGUGUAUAUUUUCCUUGCCCUACCAAUUAGCGGCAUUUCUCUUGAUCGCUUCAGAUGCAUCAUAUGCGAUAAUGCAAACGCGAUUCUUGCAAUUUGUCGAACGUCCAAUAAAAAAUUUGUGAUUUCGUUCGGUCGAUAUAUAGUGUGUAGUACAUUUCGCAACGUUUUUUUUUCGAUUUGAAAUUUUUUUCUUGUUAGUGAAUGUGUUUAAUUUAAGCAGCAAUAAAUUUUUGACACAAUUUUCAUUUUGCGAGAAUUCCAAUUUUGUGGUGUGAAAGCGCAAGAGAAUAAAAAAAAGAAAAAACCGACAGUUCAACACGUUUGCACGAUCAACAUCCAUUACAUUUGAUUACUGUGCUGGCCUUUUCAAAUAUAUACUCACAUCUUUUAUUCCAAAUUAAAUCUAAAUUUAACGUUGAAACGUGAAGUAAAACAUGAGCAAAACAAAAACAACUGCGUGUUGAAGAGAAAAAAAAGACAUAAAUUAAUUUAUCAAAGUGACAAAUUUUGAACACACGGCGUGUGAGUGAGUUUUAAAAUAGAACAGUGUUGAGUGUGAAAUCAAUAACUUUGAGAAUUUGAUUUGUUUAAAAAAAAAACACAAAUGAAAAUGUUAGCGAUGCGUCGUGAAAACGAUCAAAUCUUUGGCAGUACAAACACCAACGCCAUAAAUAAUAGCACAAUUAGUGAUACGAAUGAUGCAGUCGCUGAUAAUUGUUGCAACACCUAUCAAGAAGACUCCAGAUUGAAUAAUGUGGCCAAUCCAUCUGGGCUCGAAGAAUAUGUGGAUAUAUUGCAAGUGCAGCAAUUAUUAUUGGAUUCGACACCGUCCACAAUGCCGAUUUCCACAGCAAUUACAUCAAGUUCAUGUGUCUCAUCAAAUACGACAACCAAUUCGAUGUGCACACAACGACAACGGCCACGUGUCAAUAUUCAAAAAGCAACCGAAUAUUCAACAACAAUGGCCAACACGGGCUGCGCAUUAACGCCGUCUGCUCAACUUCAAGGUGAUUCACCAACAAGGCGACUGCUAUUGGACUAUCCCAGUCCAUAUUUAUAUGGAAAUUAUCACACAUCACCGAGCGAAGAUCUUGUUGCACUUUGGUUCGGAACAAAUAGCUCAGGCAGCUCAGCUCCUGGACAACCCACUACGACCAUGAUCAUGGAAGGACUUGAAACACUUGUUGCGCCAUCGCAUCACGCAUUUCUUCUAACGGAGUCCGCAGCUGCGGCACAUUUUAAUGUUUUAAGCUUUGAUACCUGUCUUUUGAAAUCGGCAGCAACAACUGCGACAUCUUAUGUGAACAAUAAUAAUAACAAUAAUAACCACAACAACAACAACAAUAAUCUAUUUACAAUCAACAACAACAACAACACAAGCACAUCGCCAGGCAUCAAUUGCAACUCCAGCAGCGCGAACUGUAUGAGCACAAACAACAGCACAACUGAUCACGAAAGCAAUAAUCCAUCAUCGCAUCACCCGAAUCAUAUCGAAAGAAAUUCCAAUACGGCGCACCAUCAAUCAAUUUCCGACGCACAAACCGGAGAUUUGAAUACGCCGGUUACAACGUCUAGUGAUAUACCGUCAUUCUUUGGACCAAACACCAUUGAACCACCACCGAUAACAGGUUCAAUUGAUUCAGACGAUUUAUCGUUGGAACCGCAAACAACAUCAAGCCCGCCGCACAGCAUCUGCAGCCCAUUGAAAGAAGAACGUUGCAGUCCAUCGUCGAUAAUAAAAGAAGAGACAAGUAACACGAGCAGUGUUAAUAUGUAUCCACAUCACGGUCAUCAACAGAACAUUCAAAAUGAACAGAGCCUGCAAUCGCCACAAAUGCAAAAGCAAACACACCAUCAGCAAUCACAAAACGAUCAAAGCAUCGAUAUAAUUUCGUAUCGUGGCGUUUUCACAACAACAGCCAGCCCAACAAUUGGUCUUGGCACACAAAUGAGCUCACCGCAAAUGUCCAUUUUGCCUGGACAAAUGUCACCGCCUUCAUCGAUGACUGGAUGGAAUUUACCCAGCCCCGAUAAGACAUUAUUCCAACCACCAUUGUUCAGUUUGCUUGGGCCAGCUCCACAAAGUACUAGUCAAGCACACUAUGUUCCACAAAAUUCAACAACAACACAAUCACCGUCACCGGUAAGCCAACAUCAUUCGCACUACGACGAACGUUCGCAUCAAGUCGAAUUGAUCGGCCUAAAUAUGGACUGUUCAAAUCUUAUUCUCAACAAACCGCCAAAUUAUGGUGCCACCAUUCCAACAUCAAUGUCACUUGAUAUGCAUCAAAACAACGAUAUGAAUCAAUAUCAACGGGCACCCAUGAAAUAUCAGUGGCUCGAUUCACCGAUCGAUUAUAAUUCACAACAAUCAUUGCAUGUUUCGCUACCAUCGUCAUCCGCUUCGGGCGGUUUGAUUCCAAAACAAGAACAAUUCACUGGUUCGAUGAGCUGCUCGAGUGACAGUCAUUCGCAACAAAUGCAACAACAAACCGUGCAUGUACAACAAUCUCAAUCGAUGCAACAGCAGCAACAGCAACAACAACAACAGCAUGGAAUGCAAUCAUCUUCGUAUAAUGUACAAUUGGCCGAAUACAAUCCAUCGACAAGCAAAGGCCAUGAAAUUUUAUCACAAGUUUACCAACAAGGCACGUUACCAUUGAAAUUGGUGCCCGUAAAACCGCGUAAGUAUCCAAAUCGUCCAAGUAAAACACCUGUACACGAACGACCAUAUGCAUGCCCGGUAGAAAAUUGCGAUCGACGAUUUUCACGUUCCGAUGAGCUAACGCGUCAUAUUCGUAUUCAUACCGGUCAAAAACCAUUCCAAUGUCGAAUUUGUAUGCGAUCAUUUUCACGUUCCGAUCAUUUGACAACACACAUUCGUACACAUACCGGCGAAAAACCAUUUAGCUGCGAUAUUUGUGGCCGAAAAUUUGCACGUUCCGAUGAAAAGAAACGACACGCCAAAGUACAUUUAAAGCAACGCAUCAAGAAAGAAAGCAAAAUGUCGAGCCAGAGUUUGAUGCAGCAGCAGCAGCAACAACAACAACAGCAGCAGCAGCAGCAGCAGCAGCAACAACAACAGCAACAACAGCAACACCAGCAGCAUCAUAUGAAUAUGAUGCAUUCACCGGAUCAAACAAUGAUUUCAAUAUCAACACCAAAUUCCACAUUGUAGACCGAGGAAAUGUCGACACAGUCGACAUCAUCAAAUCAACCACAACCUACAUUCGUUAUUUCAUCGACGGUUGCAAGUACGAUGGAUACAGCAAUGCUGUCACAAAAUUCGGUUCUCCUUGACGUUGGAAAACCUUCCACAGCCGCCAUAAAUGAGAUUGAAGACAUGAAUAUUACCGAUUAUCAACAACCAUCACCACCAUCUGGCACUCAUUUCGAUGACGAUGACACAACGGCUGAUGAUGACGAUGACAAUAGCAACAGCACCACCGCCAAUGGAGAUGCAAAGAAACAAGUAAUUUUCCUAUUAUUUUUAAAGUAGACAAACACAUAAAUCACAACUUCUCAAAAGCGAUAAUCAUAAUAACUAACUAAUUUCGUAACCAUUAUGAAUGUUACAUCUUUCUAUCAGAGAACAAAAAACAAUGUUAAAUAAAUAUGAAGCUCAGUUUCUUGUACUGAAUACUCAAUAGGGUGCAUUGUUUUCAUAAAAUUACCAUGGGUACCCCCAAAAUCUAUGUUUAGCGAUCCCUCAUUUGAAAGGUCAAAUUGGAUUUUUUAAAAUUUGACUUUUGUGAAAAGUACCGAAAGGUCAAAUGAAAGAUCGCUAAAACACACUAUUUGGGGAAAAAAAUCAUUACAGGAGUUCUCCAUAGACAACCUCCCGACAUAGAAUCUUUAAACAAAAAUUAUGCACCCUAAUACUCAUAACAAAAAAAAAAUGAAGAAAAAAAGCUACAACAAAAUCGAUCAAAAAAUAAACAUCAACAAAGCAUGAAAAUGUCACAUGAUACGCCAGUGCCAAACAAUUUUUAAUCUUUCUGUAUCUUUGUAUCAAGUUAUUAUCGAUGUUAAAAUGUUCCAAUUGUGAAAAAAAGAAGAAUAAAAAACACAUUUCCGAAUGAGAAUUUUUCGCUCUCACGAAUAAGCUCCAUGAAAUGGCGUGCAAUUUAUUUGUCUUUUGGAAGUUGACUGUUGUAAAAAUUUAAUAUAACAUAAAGCUGAAAUUGUUCAUUUAUUUUCCGAAGAAAAGAUGGUUAAAAAAAAGUUUGAAUGUCAUGCAUCAUCUGCUAUUUAACCGUAAAUGUUGAACUGUUCAAAUGAAUACUUUACUUAAACAUUUUUUUAGCUAGGAGUUAAAUUCCCUAAUUAUAAUUGUUCGAUCUUUUUUCCGUUUCGUUGCUGACGUUAGCAACUUAAAAUAACUAUAUACUUUUUUGUUGUAUUUGUUCUAAUGACAGCGAAAAGAGAGAGAGAAAGAGAGAGAGAAAAACGAACCACGAGAAAAAGACAGGUAGAUCAACUCGUUUGCGGUUAAUGACAAUUUCAAUUAGUAUUUUCAGUAUGAAAGAAACAAGCAAGUACAUAAAAAUGAUACUUAUAUUAUAUACAAAAGCCGUCGUCGUUGUGAAUCUAUUCGCCAAAUGUCAUUAGAAUGAAACAAUCUAAAAAUCAUCAAUUAUCUCGAAAUUGAUGCAAAAAUUCUGUGAUCUCAGUUUAUUAUUAUAUUACUGCUAAAUGGCAUAUAAUUAUGUUCUAUUAAUUAUAUAAAGAAUCAUAUAUUUAUUAUCUGAGCAAGAUAGAGUGAAAGAGAGAAAAAGAAACCAUUUUGAAAACUUUUCCAGUGUUUUUUCUGUAGAAAAAUUGAAACAUUUGAUUGCAAUCGCUUUGUUGUGUCAGUUCAUUCAUUUUAUAUUUUCUUUCUCAAUAAUUUUAUGUAGUAGUGAUCCUCACCAUUUUUUAACUUAUUUUUGUCACAUGUAGAAAGUUAUUUGAUAAGCAAGUGAGCGCCAAGCUAAUUGAAUUUUGAUAAAACACCCAAAUUCAUACAUUUAUUGACUACACCACUUCGAGAACGGUUAAUUUUCGAUUUUGAUCUUAAUUAAAUGCUGUUUCAAAUAAGUGAACAAAUAAUUUUUUUUUUUUUUUCACAAUCACGCGCAACUAAUUUGGUAUUGUUUUUGGUACAGAAAUUGAAUAAGUCGACUUCAGAUGUCGAAUUUAUGACCCCAAACACUACUCCUCCCUCCCAAAUUAAUCAUUAUUACUUAUCAAGAUUUUAGUUCGUAUUUUCGCCAUUCAAUUUAGAAUUUUGUUUAAGGUGUUUUUGUUCUGGUUCCAAUUACAAAAAAAAAAAAACAAACACACAUACCAUGACGUGAAUAACUGAUGCCAUUUUAACAUUAAGUGCUAAGUACGAUGGUUAAGAUUGUAACAAAUUAACUGAUCAUACAACAAUUAAAUAUCAAAUCGGUCAUUGGCCGUGGAUCAAAUCCAAAAAUGGAAAAUCAAUUCAAUUACUCUUUUACUUCGUAAACUAAUAUAUUCGUAGGAUGUAGAGAGACCAGUUUCCUAAAAUGUGAGUUGUGCGCGAGUUUUUCUUUUGAAACAAAAAAAGCAGGCUGUUGAUCAUAACAAGUGCGAUUGCAAUGUUAAUGUGUAGCAUAUCGUUGUGAGCACGGCAUUUGAUGCCAUUGAUUUAUCGAUCUCAUAGACACACAGGCAUAAAUGAUGAUGAAUACAGUGCAGUUUUCAACGAAGCGUAAAAUGAUUUUUAUGAAACGAAAAUAAACAAGAAAACACAUAACAAUGAACAUAACAUGAAAACGGUUCAAUGAAAAUAAAAAAAAAACAAACAAAUAUGAUUAAAAUUCAAAUUCGAGCGUUUGACUUGUUCGUUUAGCAUUUAACCAAAAUUAAUGCAUUUGUUGACAUAAUUAAAUUCAACGGUUUUUUCAUCAUCAUCAUCAUGAUCGUUUUACCUGUCAAAAUCUGUUUCAUUUUCGUCUUUUCCCCCCUUGUUUAUUGUCAAUACAUGUUCGCUUUAUUCUCGAUGUGUACGCGUGCGUGCUCGCGCCGUUCAGUCGAAUAACAAUGACACCAUAAAAAGUCAUACUUAACCAUAUAAAAUUGAAUUAUAUUCACCAUCAAGAAAUUUGAACAAUAAAAUAAAAUCAAAGGCAUUCUCCUUAAAUACAUUCAUCGUUCGCUGAGGCCCACCUCUAUUGAAUUAAAUAAUAAAUAUCCAUAAUAAUGCAUAAUAAUAGAAAACCAUUUAUGAGCACACACAUUUACAUAAAUUGUUGAAAAGAAUAUCUACAGGUAUGUUUUGAGGAGAGAGAAGAAAAAAACAGCAACACAAAUAAUAGACAGCAAAAAUUGAAAUCAAACAAUGUGAAUAAACGAGGAAGAGAAUUUACCUUGUUUUUUUAUAAGAAAAAAAAAUCAUUAAAUUUAUGCACAUGCCAUGGACUAUUUCUCUUAAGGUUGGGUCAAAACAUUUUCACAUCUUUUCAAUACAAUAAAUGAAACGAAUCUUGUGGCAAAAACAAAAAUUACGCAUACCAUUUUCUAGCUUUAGUUUUAAAAAAAAUCAUUUUAUAUUCGAUGAGAGCAAAACGUGGAAAUCUUCAUUGAUACAAAAUGAAAAUUGAAGCGCAUAGCCAUUGUCAUCCACAUAAAAUUGAAUGAAAAACAAACUAAAUACAUUUUUGACUGGUUUGAGCAGUGGUUGUUGUAGUUUACACAAAAGUGAAUUACUUUCUUCGUUCUGAAGAGAUAACUAUUAUAUUGUACGCAGGUGUUUCGAAUGGCCUUAAAAAUGAAUUAAAAACAAAUAUUUAAAACAAAGACGUUGAUUUAAACAACUAAAAAAAAUGUUGCAUUUUAUACAUACAAACAGAUUUAAUGAACUAAAAUGCGAUGUGAAGAAUGAACGAAUAUUUAAAAAUUCACAGUGAAAUGAAAUCAAUAAUACGUAAAAACACAUAUACAAAGAAACAAGUGCUAAUAUUUUCUGUAGAUUGCAUUUAAUGCAGGAAUGAAACAAAUAAACAAGUGAAAUUAGCUGAGAAUGAAAAAAAUACGCUACUAGUUUAAAGCUAAAACUCUUAUAAUACAUAAUUUAUUUUUUCGACACUAUUUUUUAAACAUUUGCACGGAACACACCGUUUCGAAUGGCCAAAUGUAGAAAGUAAUGGAUAUUUUCAUUUUGCGUUACUUGACGCAUAUGAAACGAAUAUAUUUUAAUUUUUCCUCUUUUUUUUCUUCAAAAAAAACCCUACAAAAUAAUGUCGAAAAAAGGAUAUUGUUAAUAGUUCAUUUUCAAUGAGGCAACCAUGGGAGUCUAGCUUUUGUGACUCCCGCUAAGUAGCUACUCAAUCGGCCUACAUUACAAAAAAAAAAACAA